CAAUACAAUUUAAUGCCAUCACAGGCUGGGAUCGCAAACUCCAAGCCUCCAGGACUGAACCUUCCGGAGACUAAAAGUGAAAAGGAACUGCCGAGGGAAGGGAGAAAAGUAUUAAAGAGGGAGACACACAACACGUGGGCCUGCGGCCGGGCGGGAGCUUUCCGCAGGGAUCUCCAAGGCCUGCAGGUUUGCCUGCAAUGAGAUUUUAUUCUCUACACUUAAAGAACAUUCUUUCUGAGCUGCUGUGAAUAAAUUUGGAAUGGUAUUGUCUAUUUUCAACUAAUGGAGAAUUAGCUGUAUCUUGAACAAGGAUUGCUGUACUGGACAACUUCAGAACAUUACUCACAAUGUCAUCAAACAGGAGUCAGAAUCCUCAUGGACUGAAGCAGAUCGGUCUUGACCAGAUCUGGGAUGACCUCAGAGCUGGAAUUCAGCAAGUAUAUACCAGACAAAGCAUGGCGAAGUCCAGAUACAUGGAACUCUACACUCAUGUUUAUAACUACUGUACUAGUGUGCAUCAGUCCAACCAAGCCCGGGGGGCUGGAGUCCCUCCUUCCAAGUCAAAAAAGGGGCAGACUCCUGGGGGAGCUCAAUUUGUUGGCUUGGAGUUAUACAAGCGGUUGAAGGAGUUUUUGAAGAAUUACUUGACAAAUCUUCUUAAGGAUGGAGAAGAUUUAAUGGAUGAGAGUGUGCUGAAGUUCUACACUCAGCAGUGGGAAGAUUACCGAUUCUCCAGCAAAGUGCUGAAUGGAAUCUGUGCCUACCUCAAUAGACAUUGGGUUCGCCGCGAAUGUGAUGAAGGACGAAAAGGAAUAUAUGAAAUCUAUUCACUUGCAUUGGUGACAUGGAGAGAUUGUUUGUUCAGGCCAUUGAAUAAACAGGUAACAAAUGCUGUCCUAAAACUGAUCGAAAAGGAAAGAAAUGGUGAAACCAUCAAUACAAGACUCAUAAGUGGAGUUGUACAAUCUUAUGUGGAACUGGGGCUGAAUGAAGAUGAUGCAUUUGCAAAGGGCCCUACGUUAACAGUGUAUAAAGAAUCCUUUGAAUCUCAAUUUUUGGCUGACACAGAGAGAUUUUAUACCAGAGAAAGUACUGAAUUCUUGCAGCAGAACCCAGUUACUGAAUAUAUGAAAAAGGCUGAGGCUCGUUUGCUUGAGGAACAGCGGAGAGUUCAGGUUUACCUCCAUGAGAGCACACAAGAUGAACUAGCACGGAAAUGUGAGCAGGUCCUCAUCGAAAAACACUUGGAAAUUUUCCACACAGAGUUUCAGAAUUUGUUGGAUGCUGACAAGAAUGAAGAUUUGGGCCGCAUGUAUAAUCUUGUAUCUAGAAUUCAAGAUGGCCUAGGAGAAUUGAAAAAACUACUAGAAACUCAUAUUCAUAAUCAGGGUCUUGCAGCAAUUGAGAAGUGUGGAGAAGCUGCUCUAAAUGACCCCAAGAUGUAUGUGCAGACAGUGCUGGAUGUUCACAAAAAAUACAAUGCCCUGGUGAUGUCAGCAUUCAACAAUGACGCUGGCUUUGUGGCUGCACUUGAUAAGGCUUGUGGUCGCUUCAUAAACAACAAUGCAGUUACCAAAAUGGCCCAGUCAUCCAGUAAAUCCCCUGAGCUGCUUGCUCGGUACUGUGACUCCUUGUUGAAGAAAAGUUCCAAGAACCCAGAAGAGGCGGAGCUAGAAGACACCCUCAAUCAAGUGAUGGUGGUCUUCAAAUACAUCGAGGACAAAGAUGUGUUUCAAAAGUUCUAUGCAAAGAUGCUUGCCAAGAGACUGGUGCAUCAGAACAGUGCGAGUGACGAUGCUGAAGCAAGCAUGAUCUCCAAAUUAAAGCAAGCUUGUGGUUUUGAGUACACUUCCAAACUUCAGCGAAUGUUUCAAGACAUUGGUGUAAGCAAAGAUCUGAAUGAACAGUUCAAAAAGCACCUAACGAAUUCAGAACCACUGGACUUGGACUUCAGUAUUCAGGUCCUGAGUUCCGGAUCGUGGCCCUUUCAGCAGUCUUGCACAUUUGCCUUGCCAUCAGAGUUGGAGCGCAGUUACCAGCGAUUUACAGCUUUCUACGCCAGCCGUCACAGUGGCAGAAAAUUGACGUGGUUGUAUCAGCUGUCCAAAGGGGAGCUAGUCACCAACUGCUUCAAAAACAGAUACACUUUGCAGGCGUCCACGUUCCAGAUGGCAAUCCUGCUUCAGUACAACACAGAAGAUGCCUAUACUGUGCAGCAGUUGACUGACAGCACGCAGAUUAAGAUGGACAUUUUGGCACAAGUCCUACAGAUUUUACUCAAGUCCAAGUUGCUGGUCUUGGAAGAUGAAAAUGCAAAUGUUGAUGAGGUGGAAUUGAAGCCAGACACCUUAAUAAAGUUAUAUCUUGGUUAUAAAAAUAAGAAAUUAAGAGUUAAUAUCAAUGUACCAAUGAAAACAGAACAGAAGCAGGAACAAGAAACUACACACAAAAAUAUAGAGGAAGACCGCAAACUACUGAUUCAGGCGGCUAUCGUAAGAAUCAUGAAAAUGAGGAAAGUCCUGAAACACCAGCAGUUACUUGGUGAAGUCCUCACUCAGCUGUCCUCUAGGUUCAAACCUCGGGUCCCAGUGAUCAAGAAAUGCAUUGAUAUUCUCAUCGAAAAAGAGUAUUUGGAGCGAGUUGAUGGUGAAAAGGACACCUACAGUUACUUGGCUUAACCCAUCUCAAAGGGUCUAUGCGACCCCAAGCAAAUAGUUUCAGUGAAUAGAACGGAAACAACUCAAGUUCAUAGCAGCCAGCCUGCCGCCAUUUGGACCUCCCUUUUUAAAGCUGAGACCACAGUUCCUACCAGCUGGUCUCAAGCUACAGCAGGACUGCUCAGGACUGACACAUUUCAGUCUGUAAACAGACGCCAACGCCAUUUACCCUACCUUAUGGACAGAGGGGAACCGAACCUUCCAUGCUGAGGCUGCAUGCUACUGCACUUAAAUCAAUACAUUGGCUCCCUGGUUAACAGCUGUCGCCUAAGGCAGCGCACGAGAGCGAGUCUGAAUGGACCCACGUGUAAUCUGCUAUGAAAACCAUUUGUAUAGUGUGUUUCAUUUUUUUAAUGUGUGAAAAUAAAGAAAAUUAAAGGAUUUCUGUACAAGUUGCAUUUGGUUUUGUUUUAAGUUUUACUAAUUUCUAUAUGUAAAUAAAAGAUUUAAUGAUUGUGCAAGUGUA
Psammomys obesus (fat sand rat) is the source of this 3183-nucleotide messenger RNA. RefSeq names its product cullin 1 (gene Cul1). The record is from RefSeq and is a predicted model, not a curated record. The coding region runs from base 348 to 2678 and encodes 776 amino acids. NCBI's taxonomy places the organism in Eukaryota, Metazoa, Chordata, Mammalia, Rodentia, Muridae. Gene Ontology annotation, biological process: protein ubiquitination; SCF-dependent proteasomal ubiquitin-dependent protein catabolic process. Gene Ontology annotation, cellular component: SCF ubiquitin ligase complex. Gene Ontology annotation, molecular function: ubiquitin protein ligase binding. The transcript is spliced from 22 exons.